This is a messenger RNA of Habropoda laboriosa, 979 nucleotides long. RefSeq lists its product as uncharacterized. NCBI's taxonomy places the organism in Eukaryota, Metazoa, Arthropoda, Insecta, Hymenoptera, Apidae. The record is from RefSeq and is a predicted model, not a curated record. Bases 98 to 979 code for a protein of 293 amino acids. The transcript is spliced from 3 exons.
CAGCGGUUGAAAAAUAAUUUUGUUGAUGUUCUUAAAAUUCUAUUUCAUACAGUUUAUGCCCAUCAUAUUUUAUUCGUGUUAGUUUGAAAGUUUCGGUAUGAGUGCUACAUUGAACUCCAGAGCUGAACAGUAUUUCUACAGUAUAAAUCCCUUGGCACAAAGGAUAGGAGAAGAUAUCACUGCAACCAAGGAAGCCUAUGAGGGUUUAUGGAAUACUUUAAGCAUAGCAGAACGAAAUCAGGCAAUUAAUGAAACCAUCAUUCAACCAGAAGUUGCAUUAAAGUACACUUUAAAGAAGCCAGAGUUUACUACUAAAGAGUUACCAGAAUGGUACCCAAAACUACGCAUUCAAACUGGAAUGAAAUAUGUCAUUGAUGAAACUGGUUCUACGUUGCGAUGGCGAGACGAGCAUUCGGCUCCUUUCUCAUUUAUGACUCAGUCACAGAUGAAUCUUAGUAUAAUAGAUUCCACGGAGGAUGCAAAGUCUAAAUUAAUCAGAGCUCAGUUUGGAGAAACGCCACACUUCUCAAGCCCGGCAAAAGCACAGAGGAACAAUACGAAUUCCCUUAACGAUACGUACACUUCAUCCCAUACGGUGAAUCGUUUUCAAUCCGAUUGUUUCUCGAAUAGUAUCUUCGAGGAUGAACAGUGUAGUAACUUGUUGAAGGGGAGCGUCGACGGGGAUCAUUCUGAGAGUAUAUUCGCUAAACUGAUGAACAAAACGUCUUUGUUGAAAUUACAGAAUAAUUUAGCCGACGAUAUGGAAAGUUUAAUGAGAGAAAGAGAUUCAGACACGGAUAAAAGCCAGUCGAAUACGAUGGUGGUAAUGUCUCGUACAAAAUCGAGCGAUAUCAACGAAUCUACAGCGUUAUUGGAAACACCUAGCUCUUACAGUAGCUUCCAGUCGUCUCAAUUGAAUCAGGAAGAUGAGGAAAGGACCAUACCAAAAACUGGUUUCGAAUUCCUCGAUAAUUGGUAG